AAAAGUGCGGAACAUUCAUUCCGAACGGACAUGAGAAGGCGGGGGAAGAAAUGUACCAAAAACGUCAUGAAAGUUCGGUCGAAUUUUCCUGUUUAGGGUGUCAUGUAGCACCUCCUGAACCUAGACUCAACUCCCAGAUCCAGAUAUUAUUAAGACAAUCUAAUGCAAGACUCCCAUCUUUGUGGGGCACAAACGUAUUUAUAAUUGCCUAUCUUUCCAUGUAAAAUUAGAAUUCCUCAAGAAAGUUCAAUUAUAACAAAUCAAUCUCAAAUAAAACAUGGCUCCAGUUGCUUCAGAAGAAAAGACUCAGUUUCUUAAAGCUUUAAAACCACAAAACGUUGAACCAUUAUGGACUGUGAUGUCCGCUAUGGUUCCUCCAGUUCCUCAACCAAAGGCUACUCCAACAGUUUGGAAAUUUAAGAAUCUCAAGCCAUUACUUGAUGACUCUGGUAGACUUGUUCCUGCCGAAGAAUCUGAAAGAAGGGUUUUGAUGUUGAUCAACCCUAGCUUAAAGGCCCCACAAACUACUGAUACUUUAUAUGCUGGUCUUCAAUACAUCAAUCCAGGUGAAGUUGCUCCUGCUCACAGACACUCUGCUUUCGCCUUAAGAUUUAUCAUUGAAGGUGAAGGUGGUUUCACUAACGUUGAAGGUUCCAAGUUAUAUAUGGAAAGAGGAGAUGUUAUUCUUACUCCAAGAUGGGACUGGCAUGAUCAUGGUAAAGAAGGUGAUGGUCCAAUGAUCUGGUUAGAUGGUUUAGAUUUACCAAUGUUCCAAGCCAUUCCAGUCAACUUCGCUGAACAUUACAAAGAAGAUCGUUUUCCAAGUACUGAUGUUGAAGAAUCUCCAAUGAAGUACCCAUGGGGUCCAGUUCAAGAAUAUCUUGACUCUGUUAAGGGUGACCAUGCUAUCUUUGAUUAUAAGCCUAAGACAGAAGAAGGAGCUGCUGUAUCCACCAUAGUUGGAGGUCAAGCUGAAAGAAUUUCUCCAAAUACUUCUACUAGAUUCAGACAAGAAAGUAGUUCAUUUGUCUACCAUGUUUACGAGGGUACUGGUUACACCGUGAUUACUGAAGAUAAUGGUGAAGAAACUAUCUUGAAGUGGGAACAAAAGGAUACCUUCUGUAUUCCAUCAUGGAAGAAGUUUAGACAUGUUAACGAGACUUCUUCUCAAGCUUAUCUCUUCAAUUUCUCUGAUACUCCAUUACUUAAGAACUUGAAUAUCUAUAGAGUCAAUAAAGAUUUGUAG
Scheffersomyces amazonensis is the source of this 1246-nucleotide messenger RNA. Its product is annotated as cupin domain-containing protein. Lineage: Eukaryota; Fungi; Ascomycota; Pichiomycetes; Serinales; Debaryomycetaceae. The record is from RefSeq and is a predicted model, not a curated record. Gene Ontology annotation, molecular function: dioxygenase activity. The transcript has a single exon. Bases 278 to 1246 code for a protein of 322 amino acids.